Rubroshorea leprosula is the source of this 438-nucleotide messenger RNA. NCBI's taxonomy places the organism in Eukaryota, Viridiplantae, Streptophyta, Magnoliopsida, Malvales, Dipterocarpaceae. The record is from the annotation of a GenBank genome assembly.
AGCUCUCCUAGGUUUGGGAGCUUUUUUCUCCUCAAGUUGGGAGUGCAGCAAAAACGGCGUGAAUAGGGAUUCCACGAUGGCUGAAUCCAAUGUGCGGGAUCUAACGAUAGCGAUGGGUAAACAACUAUCUUUGACAGCAGAUGAAGAUGUUGGCCUUGAUUUAGAUGAUGGAAUAGGUAAUGGUCCUGAUGGCGGAGUCUCCAAGUGGUGCAUAGUCGGAACGGUUCUGACUAGGAAGCGGUUUAACAUGGAAGCGAUGGAAUCUACAUUAGCUGGGGUAUGGAGACCAGUAAAAGGUAUGCACAUGAGAAUCCUGGAGCAUUCAAUGUAUUAGUGUUGGUAUGAUAGCAUCUAAAAUCUGAAUCAAUUAUUUAAAGAUUAGCUAGAUGUGAUUGAGGAAAGCCCUAUGUAUUAAGGAUAUAAAAGUUAAAAUUGUAU